Molecule: messenger RNA, 340 nt
Organism: Brassica oleracea var. oleracea
Lineage: Eukaryota; Viridiplantae; Streptophyta; Magnoliopsida; Brassicales; Brassicaceae
Product: ribulose bisphosphate carboxylase small chain 1A, chloroplastic-like
Exons: 2
Coding region: 14-340 (108 amino acids)
Source: RefSeq, a predicted model, not a curated record
UCAAAAAGGUGAUAUGGCUUCCGUUAGGCUCUCUUCCGCUACAAUGACCUCUUCUCUGGCUCAUGCCACAAUGGUCGCACCAUUCAUCAGACUUAAGUCCUCUGCUGCAUUCCCAGUGACAUGUAAGGCCAACACCGAAAUUACUUCCAUCACAAGCAACGGCGGAAGAAUUAACUGCAUGAAGGUGUGGCCUCCUGUUGGCAAGAAGAAGUUUGAGACUCUCUCUUACCUUCCUGGCCUUACCGAUGUCGAAAUAGCCAAGGAAAUUGACUACCUUAUCCGCAACAAGUGGACUCCAUGUAUUGAAUUCGAGGUGGAGGUAAGAAAAACUGAAAAAUGA